Molecule: messenger RNA, 1338 nt
Organism: Lolium perenne
Lineage: Eukaryota; Viridiplantae; Streptophyta; Magnoliopsida; Poales; Poaceae
Biological process (GO): transposition
Source: RefSeq, a predicted model, not a curated record
UGCGUUGCCCAGUCUCGCAGGGCGGCUGCGAAGCAAGUCACUGACACUAUGCACGAGGCGCGUGUGGGCUGCGUCCGAAGAUGGUACGCCGAGAAGCGCAAGUUGCCGAUGCGGGACAAGUCUCCAGCCCGAGAUAUCCUUAUGGAGCCGUGGCAGUACAUGCAGGUGCCUCCUCCGUUCGUAGGUCACGCCAGACCGGGAGUCUACAAGGCUAUGGUCCAUUGGUGGACAAGCGCCGAGUUCAAGAGGAGGCACAUAGCAGGACAGCUAAAGAGAGCUGCGAUGAUAGGUGGGUCACACACGCAAGGCAGCAUGCCCAUGACCGUCAUCAUGCAGAACAAGGAAAAAGAGUUAGGCACGACGCCCUCGAUGUUUCUGGUGUGGAAAGAGUGCCAUCAGAAGAAGAACAAGGAUGGGACACUAUCGUGGGUGAGCGAGAACGCCGAGCUGAAGGACACCGAGUACCGGGCCGGCUUUGCUGAAUCAUAUGGCGAGGCGAACCCUGAGAUCGAGCCCUUUGACCCCGAGGUUGCCAUGCGUAGGGGAGGUGGCAGGAAGAAUGGCCGCUUGUGGAUGUGUGAUAGCGCCAUCGAUCCUAGGACCGUCCGGUCUAUGAGAGAGAUUAGGCAUGACAGCUCGAGCUCCUCCACUACCAUACAGUCUCGCCCGACGCCGGCGUCUAGAGCCAUUGAGAAGCUUCGGGAGGACUUUGAGAAUGAGAGGAAAGAGAGGGAGCAGGCACAGGCCCUCCUUGCUCAGCAGAGUCAGAUGAUGGCGCAACAGAAUCAGAUUAUGGCGUGGUUUACACAGAGGAUGGCAGCGUGCGAGUCCCAGUUAACGGCCCUUCUGCCAAGUGGCGCCACUCUUCCUACAGUUGGUCCACCUCCUUUUAACCUCAACGCAUGGCUUCAGGCCUCCGGUGGAUCCAACAACGCGGAGCUCGGUGGACCAUCGUCUCAGGACGAGACCAUGCAAACGCCUCCUACGGGGGGUAACCCUGACAACCCGCUCGCUCGCUCGCUCUUCUAGGACGUGCAUGAAGGAAGGAGCUAGUCGACGUUUUGAUUACAUGUGAUGAGCUCUAUGCAUGGUUGUACUCUAUUUGUGGUUUGGACUCUAUGUGUGAACUUGUAUUUUAUUUGUGGUUUGGACUAUGUGUGAACUUGUAUGAUCUUAUUAUGGACAUAUGCACUCUAUUUGUGGCUUUGGUUCUUGUAUGCACUUAUUAUGGACAUAUGUUGUGUUGUUUGAUCUUGUAUGUGAUCUAUUUGUGGCAAUAGAUCAUUAUAUUGUGCAUUACAUGUUAUAUGAAUUGAAUUAUGUCGAUAUUGUGCCACA